Messenger RNA from Medioppia subpectinata, 1080 nucleotides. The record is from the annotation of a GenBank genome assembly. Lineage: Eukaryota; Metazoa; Arthropoda; Arachnida; Sarcoptiformes; Oppiidae.
GGAGGUCUGCACGCGUACGGCGGCGGUGUCGGCCACGUGGGCCGCGCCUCCAGACUGGGACUGACCACCGAUUUGCAAGACUCCGGCCACCAGUCCAUACACAUGACAUUACAAGAGUCGGACCUCUGGAAGGAGUUUCACCGCAAGACCAAUGAGAUGAUUGUGACCAAAAGCGGACGCCGUAUGUUUCCGGUAAUCAAGCUGAACAUCGACGGCCUGGAGCCCCGGGCCAUGUACUCCAUAGCCAUAGAGUUUGUACAGAUCGGUGGCCACCGAUGGAAGUAUAUGAACGGCGAUUGGGUGGCCGGCGGUAAGUCAGAGCCGGCGCCCCAACAGUCGCAGUCGCUGUACAUACACCCGGAGUCGCCCAACUUUGGCGCCCAUUGGAUGCGAGAGUCCGUGUCGUUCAGUAAAGUGAAGCUCACGAAUAAGCCGUCCGCACAGUCCGGUCAGGUACGCAAAACUCAGGUGGUGUUGAACUCGCUGCACAAGUACGAGCCACGGGUGCACGUCAUACGAGUGGACAGUGAGGAGAAUUGCGAGAAGAUAUUGACGUUCAAUUUCAUGGAGACACAAUUCAUCGCGGUCACCGCUUACCAAAACGAGGAGGUAACACAACUUAAGAUACGGCACAAUCCGUUCGCCAAGGCCUUUCAGGACGCCCGCGAGCGGCCCAUCAACGAGAUUAACAACAAUCAAAUGGGAGGCCCCGGCGGUGGCGGUGAGGGGGUUAUCAUACCGCCCAACAAAGUGGUCAUUAACGACAGCUUACACCAUCACCACCACCACACCCAUCAUCAUCACCCCCACCCUCAUCACAAUACGGGCGCUGGCGGUGGUUCGUCGCCGCCCACCCCUCCUAACAGUUGGUGCAAUAGCCCGGUGGCGGUCAACCCAUACAAUCAUCACCACCAACAGCAACAUCAGGGUAUGGGAGGUGGUGGUGGCCCCGGGGGUAUGGGUACCGGGGGUUCGGGCCUACACUGCGAACGGAUGACCACUUUGCGGUCGCAUCGUGUGGUGCCGUACGGUAUCGAUAGGCCACAUAUCAAGAGAUCUCCAUCGCCUUACGCCUUUUAA